ACGAAGGGUGCCCCCUGCGGGGCAGCGCCUCCCGCCGUGCUCUGCCCCAGCCGGUGGCGGGGCCGGCGGCCUCCCGGGGCCGGGGACGAGACUGGCACGGGGCCGACCGCCCGCCCCCCAUCGGAGGCGAUGGCGCGAACGGCCCUGCCCGCAGGGGGAAGGGCGCGCAGAAGAGCCCGCCCUGGCCCUGCCCCGUCGCAGUCCUCAAACAGGUCGGACCCAGGGCAAUAUACACCGGCGCGGGCGGCCCUUCCCGCCAUACGGUGUUGGAGUCGAUCAGAGCGAAAGCAUGUCUGGUAGAGGCAAGGGCGGGAAGGGGCUCGGCAAGGGGGGUGCUAAGCGCCACCGCAAGGUGCUGCGCGACAACAUCCAGGGCAUCACCAAGCCGGCCAUCCGCCGCCUGGCUCGGCGCGGCGGCGUCAAGCGCAUCUCGGGGCUCAUCUACGAGGAGACGCGCGGCGUUCUCAAGGUCUUCCUGGAGAACGUGAUCCGCGACGCCGUCACCUACACCGAGCACGCCAAGAGGAAGACGGUCACGGCCAUGGACGUAGUGUACGCUCUCAAGCGACAGGGGCGCACCCUCUACGGCUUCGGCGGUUGCGAUAAAAUUGCAAUGGAGGGUUCCGGGGCGGAAUACUGGUGUUGGUCUUUUGCUGUUGCUGCUGAGAGUCCUCGCUACCCCCAGUGCUUCUCUCAAGCCUCUCUUAAGCAACAGACGCAGGGAACUAGAAUGGCACGUACGAAGCAGACAGCGCGUAAGUCGACGGGCGGGAAGGCGCCCCGCAAGCAGCUGGCCACCAAGGCGGCCCGCAAGAGCGCGCCGGCCACGGGCGGCGUGAAGAAGCCGCACCGCUACCGGCCCGGCACGGUGGCGCUGCGCGAGAUCCGGCGCUACCAGAAGUCGACGGAGCUGCUGAUCCGCAAGCUGCCCUUCCAGCGCCUGGUGCGCGAGAUCGCGCAGGACUUCAAGACCGACCUGCGCUUCCAGAGCUCGGCCGUCAUGGCGCUGCAGGAGGCCAGCGAGGCCUACCUGGUGGGGCUCUUCGAGGACACCAACCUCUGCGCCAUCCACGCCAAGCGUGUCACCAUCAUGCCCAAGGACAUCCAGCUGGCCCGGCGCAUCCGCGGGGAGCGCGCCUGAGCUGCGGCUCCUGCCCCGCCACGACC
Chroicocephalus ridibundus (black-headed gull) is the source of this 1167-nucleotide messenger RNA. Its product is annotated as histone H3-like centromeric protein cpar-1. The coding region runs from base 290 to 1141 and encodes 283 amino acids. Gene Ontology annotation, molecular function: structural constituent of chromatin; DNA binding; protein heterodimerization activity. The record is from RefSeq and is a predicted model, not a curated record. Gene Ontology annotation, cellular component: nucleosome. The transcript is spliced from 3 exons. NCBI's taxonomy places the organism in Eukaryota, Metazoa, Chordata, Aves, Charadriiformes, Laridae.